Molecule: messenger RNA, 3009 nt
Organism: Pocillopora damicornis (cauliflower coral)
Lineage: Eukaryota; Metazoa; Cnidaria; Anthozoa; Scleractinia; Pocilloporidae
Product: ankyrin repeat and IBR domain-containing protein 1
Biological process (GO): protein ubiquitination
Molecular function (GO): protein binding; zinc ion binding; ubiquitin-protein transferase activity
Source: RefSeq, a predicted model, not a curated record
CUUCCAAAACAAGACAGUGUUCCGUGUUAUGUUGACGAAAUGUUAUAGUUGUUGUGACUGAGUUAUCGCGAUAACUAGACAAAAGUUUUCUUAGAAAGAGACAAGGAUCAUUUUUUUCCAAAAGAAAGUGGACAAGGAGGGUUGGAGAAGAAAAUGAGAACGCUAAAUCGAACGAUUUGCUUCGUUUACGCGGCCGGAGAUGCCAUGUUUUUUUCAUGCUGACCGUGGUCUGAAGGGUUUCGCUUUGUUAAUAAUUUUACUCUUGAUAUCCUAAAGAAACCCGCUUAGCUUGUGUACAAGGCUUGGAAACUUUUGAAUUUUAGUUUAUUAUUUGUUUAUUUUACUUCGCUGUUUUAAUUUAUCCAUGGGAAGUUCUACUUCAAAGUUCCGCAAAGCUCUUCAACGUGGUGAAGGAGUCGAGGCUAUGCACAUUUACCUCAAGAACCCUGAAAUUAAAAGAAAUCUUGAUCCGAACUGCAGCUUCGGAGUGAAUCAUGGCCGAAACACUGCACUGCAUUAUGCCGCAAUGCAUGCGAUGAAAGCUUUUAUACGCGAGUUCCUGGAGGAAAAAGCUGACCCGAACAUUACGAACGCGAUAGGGCAAAAUGCCUUACACUGUGUUAGCUUGAGUUUCCGAGGAGUCGAAUCGUCCGUCGAUAAAGCGCGAGCCGACUGCAUGUCGAUACUUCUAGGAUGGAGUUCAAAUCUUCCGGAGGGAACAGGGCUUGAGAUCGAUGCACGCGAUCAGACUGGAAACACUCCGCUGCACUAUGCUGCAAGCUCAGGACUAUAUCAAUGUGUUCAGUUGUUGGUUGCUAAUGGAGCAUCACUUUAUGAAGAAAACAAGAAUGGGGAAACUGCAUGUGACUUUGCCAUCAAAAGAGGAUUUAACUCCAUUGCAGCUUUUCUGGAAUCAAGGAUGGUUUUCUCUCAAGAAUCUCCAAGUGCCAAUGCAGUUGAGGAGCCUGUUUUUAUUGACAGAGAUGACCAGAAGCAAUACAGAGGUCUUUGUGCGCAAGAUCUUCAAGAAGCAAAGGAUCAGAUGCUUGUAGAGACGGCAGAUAUGCUCAGGGUUCCAUUGUUUACUGCUGAAGGUCUACUUCGGAAUCACGAGUGGUCUAAAGAAUCUCUGAUUGAAGCAUGGAUGGAAGAUCCUGUUGCAGCUUGUGAGAAAGCUGGAGUUACUCUCCCAGAGAAUCACACCACAGGCAAUGUAGAACUUGAAGAGAAAACUAAACUUGCAAUAAAAAGCAACUAUGGAGCAUCUGAAGUUUGUUCUAUCUGCGAAGAUCAAAUAGUGUAUGAAGAUGUUCCUCUGUCUCUUUCUUGUAAUCAUGAGUUCUGUCGUUCUUGCUGGGAAAGUUAUCUGAAUAUGAAGAUCAAAGAAGGCAAGGCUCAUAACAUACAGUGUCCUGCAUUUGAUUGCAGUGCUCUUGUCCCUAUGGAAACUAUUGAAAGUCUUGUAUCAAGAGAAAUGGCAAGAAGAUAUCUUCAGUUUGAUAUAAAGGCUUUUGUAGAGAGUAAUCCCACUUUGAAAUGGUGUCCGUCACCUGGAUGUGGCCGAGCAGUGAGGCUGCCAUCGAACAUGCUACCCUCACUGAAUGUUUCUGUAGAAGCAAGCUCUUUAGGGGAGACAGAGCCAAUGACUGUAGAUUGUGGCAGUGGUCAUUUCUUUUGUUGACAUUUCUGAGUGUCCUGAAACAGAAGCAGUCGCCAACACUCUUUGGCUCGUGACAAACUCGAAAUCCUGCCCCAACUGCAAAUCACCCAUUCAGAAAAAUGAGGGAUGCAACCACAUGAAGUGUACAAAGUGUAAACACGAGUUCUGCUGGGUUUGUCUGGAACAGUGGAAAAAACACAGUUCUGCUACAGGAGGAUAUUUUAGGUGUAAUCGAUUUGAGAUUGUUCAAAAAGUUGAAUCAGAGUCAGCCAAGAUAGUAACAGAGAUUAACACAAAGAAUGACGAAAUCACGCAGUUAAAUUGUUUUCUACAUUAUUACUCACGCUUUAAGAACCAUGAAAAUAGUUACAAGUUUGAAGAACCUUUAUUAAGUACAGCUAAGGAUAAAAUGUCUGCACUGGCUGUUGCUGCCAUGGAAACAGCUGCAACUUCAGUGGAAAAUGCUGACACAUCAUUCAUCGAAGACGCCGUUCACGGACUGCUUAAUUCAAGAAGAGUUCUCCGAGCCUCAUAUGCUUAUGGCUUCUUUCUCACUGGUAACAAAGACAAGAGACUAAUCUUUGAAUCAAUGCAGACCGAAGUUGAAGAAGCAACAGAGACACUAUCACAGAUGGUAGCCCGACCUUACUUGAGGACACCGCGGGCUCAGAUCAUCCAAACCACACAGCUGUUACACCGGAAGCGAGAUGACUUCCUGUUAGCUCUGUCACGUGGUCUUAUACCGGAUGACGACGAACUUCCGGAACCUAACAGCCUCAUGCCAAGCAGGUUCCUCUCUUCAUCCAGAGGAAGUCAAGAUAGCGAGUCUGACGAAGAUGAAGACAAUUAUGACGAAGUUCGCAGCGCAAUUGAACACUCCAUCAUCAAGGAACGUUUGACUCGGCUGGCAGCGUUUGGAUCUACUGAUUCAUGCCCACUUAGUGAAGAUGUCUUUGAAGAACAAGCCGCUGCCAAGGAAAAAGUAACCUGUGAGGCGAUUCACAAGAGAUUUAACCUUUCCUCUUGUUACUUGUGCAAAUAUGGAAAAACGAAAGAAAAAGGGGCGGGAAGGAGAAGAAGGCGCCAGCGACGAAGCAAACCAGCGGAGACUGAAGACGAAAUAGAUGUUGAUGUGAUGCGAGCGAUACAUUUGUCACUGAUGCAACGUAGUACACAAACCAAUCAGAGAAGCCGACAAUCAAGCUCAUCCAGCAGUUCGACCAGCUCUUACAGAGACCAAGCACAUGGGGUGCAGGCGCCCCAGGACAUGUCUUACCUCUCUGCCGUGGAUGGGGCUUCUCUUCAGAAAGCUAUAGAGCUGUCACUUCGAGAUUCUGCUGUUGGAGGAG